AAUGAGUUUGGUGGUCGUCGCGAGUCGCGAUCAAGAGCCCUCGCGUCUGCUGCUCGCUAACCACCCUGGCAUUUUUCUUCGUUUUGUUAUGCUCCUGCCGAGUAAUUUUCAGCUCGCUGCGACGUGCUCACUAAAAAAAUUAGAAAUCCACUCGCGGCGAAGACCGAAGGGAAAUCGGGAAUCUUACAGGUUCGCGAUCAAACUCCAUGCUAUCUCCGAUGGAAUCAGCUAGCAGGACUGCAGCGGUGACAUGCCCGUCGGGACAGACUGACCGCUAUGUUGCCGUCAGGGACGGAAGUUGUGGCUCGCUACAACUUCAAUGCCAAGUCGCGAGAGGACCUGUCGUUUAUGAAGGGAGACCUCAUGACGAUAGUGUCGGACACUCCCGACCCGAACUGGUUUCGGGCUAAACACAGCGAUGGACGAGAGGGACUGAUCCCGUUAAAUUAUAUUCUCCGAAGAGCCGAAGUCAAGCUGAACUCAAUGCCAUGGUUCCACGGAAAGAUAACGCGCGAGCAGGCCGAGUCGCUGCUGAGCCCCCGAGAGGACGGCCUCUUCCUUGUGCGCGAGAGUACCAACUACCCGGGCGACUACACCCUGUGCGUCUGCUUCCGUGGCAAGGUGGAGCACUACCGGGUCAUCUACCGCGAAAACAAGCUCACCAUCGACGAAGAGGAGUACUUCGAGGGGCUGCCCCAGCUCAUUGAGCACUACGAGCAGGAUGCGGACGGCUUGUGCACACGUCUGUCCCAGUCGGUGCCCAAGCAGGACGGAGAGAUGGCCAUCGACCACCGGGCCUUUGAGAUGGCUGGCUGGGCCAUCAAGAAGCAGGACCUGCAAGUCAUCGAGAACAUUGGCAAGGGGGAAUUUGGAGAUGUCCUGCUUGCCAACUACAAAGGACUAAAAGUGGCCGUGAAGAAGAUCAAGGAAUCCGGGAAGAACAUGCUCAUUGCAGAAGCUUCACUCAUGACUUCCCUGAGGCACCCGAACCUGGUCCAGCUGUUGGGCCUGGUAAUAGAGGAGUCCUCCCUGCAGAUAGUGACGGAGUACAUGGCCAAGGGAUCGCUCGUCGACUACUUGCGCUCCCGGGGACGACUCCACGUGACCCGGCUUGACCAGAUCAACUUCGCUACCGACACCUGUGCUGGGAUGGCCUACCUGGAGUCCAAGCACGUGGUUCAUCGAGAUCUUGCCGCCAGGAACGUCCUCAUCUCGGACGAUGGAGUGGCCAAAGUGUCGGACUUUGGGCUGGCACGGGACGAGAGUGACAACCUCGAAGGAGGCAAGUUCCCCAUCAAGUGGACUGCUCCUGAGGCCCUAAAGUUCAACAAAUUCUCCAACAAGUCGGACAUGUGGAGCUUUGGGAUCCUGCUGUGGGAGAUAUAUUCCUUCGGGCGGGUGCCUUACCCAAGAAUUCCACUGGCAGACGUUGUGCGCCAUGUGAGCAAGGGCUACCGCAUGGAGUGCCCCGAGGGCUGCCCCAGCGAGGUCUACGAGCUCAUGCGGGCGGCCUGGCAGGACGAACCCCAGGCCAGGCCCCCCUUCGGGCAGGUGCUGCGCAAGCUGCAGGGCCUGCGCCUGGAGGCCGAGGCCGCGGCAGGCACCUGACAGGGCCCCCCCCUCCUCCCCUCCCCCUCCCCUCUCUCAUCCUCUCCUUCAACCUCUUGCGUCUCCACUCUCGACUUCGACACCACGGCGGAGGUCGUGCCGGAACGAGAAGAGCUCAGCGCCGUCACAGCAAAGGAGGGGUCUCCAACCGAAAGCGAAGCUGCGACCGCGGGUGCGAGCCCCGACGCUUCCCUCGUCGUGGCCAGGGUCCGGCCCCGGUUUCCGCUCCCGGCCGCAGGUGCCCUGGUGCUGCUCUUCUCGGCCUACCUGCAGACCCUGGGGCCCCUGUCGCAGUAGUGAAGUGCCACGCCCUCCGCCCGAACUCUGGAGGGCCUUCUUGUGUCCGAGGUGCUGCAGCGUCUUCCAUCGUUGGUGCCCGUGUGUGUGUAUGUGUGUGUGUCUGCAUUCAUGGACCUUGGAUGUGCGAACGAUGGACCUUCCGGGAGGCGGUCCCCACAAGCGCUACUCGGACGGGUUUGGGGAGGGAGGGUGUGUGGUACCCGUGUCGGCAGGCUUUGUUCGGUGCGUCCCGCUUUUGGGAGCGUUUUUCGUUGCAUGUUUCGGUGCAGUGGUUUGCUUGCCUUUGUGUGGUUGUGCCAGAUAAAGGACUAAUCCAGAAACAUUCUGCAUUAAUGCCAGAAACAAACCACAGACAAUGUUUUCCAACCAUAUAUAUAUAUAUAUAUGCUGUAAAUGACUUAUUUUCCGCGGGCUCAAUAUUUUAUGAUUUAAGUCAAAGCUUAAGUUUUGGAAUAAUUUGCGGGUUCUAAUUUUCGCGGCGUCGUGGCAUCUCAAAAUAGAUUCCAGUGCGUUUACAUUUUGCCGUAAUUGUUUGCAGGACUCAUUUUUCGCAACUUGUAGGCGAUUCGCGAAAUUUGCGAAAAUUAGGUCCUCGCAAAGAUUAAGUCGUUUACAGUAUAUCCUUUUUUUUUUUUUUUUUUCAGUCUGUUAUAUAUUGGAUAAAGGAUUAUUUGCUUGAAAUUUGAGGGUGCAGCUCUUCUUACAUGGGCAUGGCGACCCUCGCACAAACAAUAUAGAGUAAUUUCUGAAACUUUUGGCUGGUGCCUGGACUUUCAUUUAAUUUUAAUCUAUAAAAAUUUUGAUUUUAGUUGAUUUUUUAAGAAGUUGCGUCAUGCCAUUCUCCUUACUGGGUGACAUGUUGGUGUCUUUGUGGUUGGUGGCUGGUAGAGAAAAGGACUGUUCUGAUGGGUCGCUAGUGCAGUCUGGCUUUGUUUACGCUAGAAGCAACGGUAAGGCAUGUGCUGUACAAAGGACGGAGGGACAAAUCAUUUCUAAACAGCGACCUCUCCAUGUACCAGACCGCUGUGUGACUCAACCGAAACGUCGUUAUAUUGUCUUUUCGUGGGACCUGUAGCACCGUAAUUCCUAUGUUUCUUCGAACGGGUUGUUUGUCCGGUUUGUUUCGAAACAGUUCACUCAAUAUUCAGGGCCAUGGAUGUUGGUGUUUUGUGCAGGGAAGUGAAUUCCAGACCCUAGAUGUACUUUCUGGAAUACUUGUACAUGUUGUCAAUGACUACCAAGUAGGAACUAUAUACUUUGGGAUGCCUUUCAAAGUGGCCAACUGUAAAGCCUUCUUCCCAAUGCUAAAUCAUGCUCAAGGUAUAUAGUGGCCUUGUAGUUUUGCUGCAUCAUAUGCCCCCGGAAAAAAAAGGCUUUUUUUUUUUUGGAUAGAAGGAAAGAAUUUUGGGGUCUCUGCUUUUAACUGUGGUCUGCACUGCAAAAUGGUUUCUAAGUUUUAGCUUUUUAGUAUAUAUUUGGUUGUGCAUUUGUUAGGGGAAAGUUAAGUCAGAUUUGGAUGCUUUGACCUCACUCUUGCUAACCCUGUUGCCAAUGUAAACUGAACUCUUUUUCUUGAAACUUUGUUACACCUACCAUCCUAUGGAAAGGACGCAACCAAAGGCACUUUUCUUUUUAUCGUUGUUUGUCUUAAUACAGGGAGCAUGGGGAGAACCAAGCCUACCAAAAACUCUUCUCUCAUACUUUUGUGUGUUUUGAGGUUCUUUAGAUUUUGAGCAUCAAUUUUAGCCUCGAGCUGUGUGCAGCUCUCAGUCAUAUUUACGGUUGACAGCCAGGUUUUAGAACUGUCUUCUACUGGCACGCCAUUCCUCGAGCAGGCUAUGACAAUCAGAUGUGCUACUUCCGGGCAUGUUUGCAACCGUGACCCACUUGGUCUUAUGCCUUCUAAGCUUGCUCUGUAUCCCAGAGAGAGUUCUUGCUUAAAACGGCUUUCAUGUUUGUAUCUCAACUUUGGAGUGCCUUCCACACCACACAUAGUUUCUAUUUGGCAGUUGUCUUUUUAAAAUCUGUUGCGGUGUGUUAUUUUUUUAUUGACGGUUAAGUAUAUAUCCUGAGGCAUGCUUUUAGUGUCUUGUGGUCCAAUAAUCAAUAUCAUUACCGUUAAUACUCCCAUUUAUAGCAGCUUUGCUGGUGGGUUAGUAAUGGUUCUGUUUCUUUUUUUGUUUUUUUUUGUUGCUGUUGUGUUUUUUUAUUAAGUCGCAGUGUUGUCUGGGUUCUAGUAGACAUGUGCAAAUAUUCAGACUUUCAAAUAUUGGUGUAUUUGAUUUGAACUUUGAAUCAAAUUGUAGCAUUCUAUUUUCUGGUGUUUAUUGCCUACCUUCAGAAUUAAUUUAAAGGACUGCUUUUAGUUUAGUGUGCUUCCCCCGCGCUGUGGGUGCACUUCAACUAAGCGAAGCUAGAGCUCCUGUAUAUGGGAGAGCAAUGCAAAUCGUUGUUAAAUAUUGUGGGGGCGAGAGGCUGGGCAGAUGUAGAGAUACUAGCAUGAAGAGGGGGAUUGGCAUUACUUUUUCAUAUACAUGAUUUCUAAGCGAAACCAAGGGCGACAAUGUCGCGAGUGCUGCUUUUCCGCGGUGUGACCGUGUGCAAGUGGAAGGAUACUUCUUUCAGGCAGAUUGGUGUAGAUUUAUUUGAAAAUAAGAUGCUUGUGCUUCUGCACAUGUUAUAAAAUUGUUUUCCUGAACCUUUGUUUUUAUGGGUGUGUAGUAGUAGCACACUUAAGGAUCACUUGUUUCCAAACCUGAUUAAAAUCAUAAUUUUCUACUACAGCUCUCGUAUUUCUAAUUCAAUGUGGUGGGGAAUUCUACGACAAUUAAGGCAAUUCAGAUUGAUUCCAAAAUUUACUAUUUGCACAUGUCUAGAUUCUAAUGUUCUAAUAGACCUUUGGAUUGCAAAAUGUGAGAGCACAAAUAAGCUGGUGUAGUCUCAACAUCAUAGACAACACCCGGCGACAGUGAGCAUACAGAGGCGUGUGUUGUCUUUAGUAUGUCCACACUCUGAGUUUUAUUCAUCACCUUUCACUUAUUCUUUACUGAAAAUCCCAAAGAUGCAAGUCUAGAUGUGCAUUUGAACAAGUUCUGCAUUCGGUUCCAGAUGUACGCUCUGAUGCUGCAUAUUUCUUUCGCUGACUUCGUGUCUAGUUGGUUUAUGGAAGUGGAUAUUAAGGAAUUGUUUCAGUGUAGGCUUGGACUUUUCUUGCACCUUUCUUUUGUGUGCAGUUCAGUGGAAUAGGUACACAGUGAGUGUGUGAAUCAGUCUUGCCAAGGGUUGUGCCCAAAACACGACAUUCUAGGACGUGUCUUAGUGAGAUUCCUGUGGAGAGACACUGCCAGCCAAGGCUAAUAUGAAGCAGCACCGAUGGCCUUCUUGUAACCCAUUUUCAUUUCAUACACAGAUUUUGGAUGUCCCCCGUGAGCUGUUUGCCAGUUUGUACCAGUUGUGCAAGGUUUUGUAAAGUUUGUAUUAAAGUGUGAUUGGAUAACUUUCA
Messenger RNA from Ixodes scapularis (black-legged tick), 5410 nucleotides. Its product is annotated as tyrosine-protein kinase CSK. The record is from RefSeq and is a predicted model, not a curated record. Lineage: Eukaryota; Metazoa; Arthropoda; Arachnida; Ixodida; Ixodidae. The transcript is spliced from 12 exons. Bases 277 to 1608 code for a protein of 443 amino acids. Gene Ontology annotation, molecular function: ATP binding; protein tyrosine kinase activity; protein binding. Gene Ontology annotation, biological process: protein phosphorylation.